This is a messenger RNA of Rotaria sp. Silwood1, 552 nucleotides long. NCBI's taxonomy places the organism in Eukaryota, Metazoa, Rotifera, Eurotatoria, Philodinida, Philodinidae. The record is from the annotation of a GenBank genome assembly.
AUGCCAAGAAUUAGUAAAGUUCUUGAUGAUCCAACACCUGAUCCGGAGAAAGUUGGGAAAAUGCAGGUAUGUAUUCUUGUUGAUAUAUGGCGGAUGCCAUCAUUAUCUGUCUUUGUACUAUUAACAAUUCAUUCUGUAUAUUUAUAUGAUUCAAUAAAACCAUCACCAAAUCUUCCAAUUAAAGUUGAUGCAAUUCAACCUGCAGAUCGAUCACAUGUUUUAGCAUCGAUAUCACCAUUUGAACGUGAUAUUUAUGUAAAUUAUCAUAAAGGUGUCCAUAUUGAUCAAUAUCAUAUUUCAUCAACAUCACAAUGGAUAUUGAAAAAACGUUAUUCAAAAUCUGGUUGUUGUGAAACAAAAGAUAUUGAAAUUCGUGAUGUUCGAUGUGAUUCUCAAUAUAUUUGUUUAUUAAUAAUGCAACAAGAUGAUUUAAAAUGGCGAUUAGAUAUAAUGUCACGUGAUAUGAAAAGAAUAAGACGUGGAAUUGCAAUGGAUUCAGGAGAAAAUCAACAUAAAUUUUUUUUAAUGUUUAUACUGCUUCAUGAUCAAUGA